Molecule: messenger RNA, 439 nt
Organism: Racocetra fulgida
Lineage: Eukaryota; Fungi; Glomeromycota; Glomeromycetes; Diversisporales; Gigasporaceae
Source: the annotation of a GenBank genome assembly
GCCUUAUAAAACUAUACCAUAUAAUAUUGUAUUUAGACAACUUCCUUAUAGUAAUACAAACAUAUCUGCAAUUUUAAACAAUAAUGAUUAUAAAAAUGAUAUAGAAAAUGAUAAUUAUCAAGAUUUAUAUGAAGAAAAUGAUGAUUAUCAAAAUUUAUUUGAAGAAAAUGAUCAAAAUUCACUUGAAGAAAAUAAUGAUCAUCAAAAUUUAUUUGAAGAAAAUAAUCAAAAUUCAUUUGAAGAAAAAGAUAAAUCUAAUAAUUAUUUUUCUGAUAAAGAAUCAAUUAAAUUAGAGUGUUCAAAAUUUGCAAAUAACAUUAAGCUCAAUAAUACAAAGUCUGAAGUUAUUGUAAUUAGUGAUUCUGAAUCAGAUAUUACUACCUAUAAAAAAGGAAAACAGCAAGCAUAUAAAUAUUCUAUCAAACCACAAAAAAAUGAA